This is a messenger RNA of Penicillium alfredii, 2307 nucleotides long. Its product is annotated as putative anaphase-promoting complex subunit Apc5. Gene Ontology annotation, cellular component: anaphase-promoting complex. Bases 1 to 2307 code for a protein of 768 amino acids. Lineage: Eukaryota; Fungi; Ascomycota; Eurotiomycetes; Eurotiales; Aspergillaceae. The transcript is spliced from 7 exons. Gene Ontology annotation, molecular function: protein binding. The record is from RefSeq and is a predicted model, not a curated record. Gene Ontology annotation, biological process: protein K11-linked ubiquitination; positive regulation of mitotic metaphase/anaphase transition; anaphase-promoting complex-dependent catabolic process.
AUGACGCGCUAUCUGACUCCGUGGAGAAUCUCGCUGCUGUGUCUGAUUACCGUCUACACGGAUGGCGUUGUCCCCAACUCUUCGGCCAUCCAUGUCUUGUCGUUCCUGACAGCGGGCCUCUUCCCUCUAGAUCCCGCCGAUAAGCAAUGGGAGAAGCACUACUUGCCGACCAUCACGGAUCUCGAGGAAUUCCUAGCAGGCCAUGAGUCGUCGGUACCAGGACGGACGCUUUGGGACUUGUUCCUCAAGCGGAUCUGGUCAAUCGACUCGCUCGAUGCGCUCGAGACUUUCUUCACCGAUGUGCUCCCGGCGCUGUUGAGCAAGACGCGUGAGCAGUUGAUGCAAGACCGGGACAAUGGCCUGGCUCCCGAGACAAACCGCAUCCGCUUAUCGAGGAGCUCACCAUUGGGCGCGUUUGUGCGGAGAGCCUAUCUCGAGUAUGCGCGGCUACAGUUUCAUGAUUCGGUGAAGCUAUGGACGGGAUUCGUCAAGUACCGUCUUCCCACAUACCAUGCCUGGGCGCGGCGGAACCCAUCACACGAACACACGCCUGUCGAUGUGAAUCUCCUGGACUUUGAGGUGGAUGCCACCAGUCAUCUGUCUCAAUUUGUCUACGGCAAUAUCGAGGACGAUUCCGAAGAUGAGGGAGUCAUUAGCGUCAAGGAUUCAGAGCGACUGGUGGAGUUUCAAGUUGGGGAGUUACAACGGCUGGGGGGCAGAGUACCGGACGAGAUGAGGGCACAGCUGAAACGCAUCAUGACAUCGGAGUCGUCCGUCCCAGUAUUGAUGUGGUACCUGGAAUAUCUCGACGCCUGGAGAGCUGGAGAUUACACGUCAGCUUUUGACAACCUGCACCGAUACUUUGAUUACACCAUGCACAGCAACCUCGACCGCAGUGCUUAUCAAUUUGCCCUGCUGAACCUGGCCAUCAUCCAGGCGGACUUUGAGUGCUUCAACGAAGCCAUCUCUGCGGUGCAAGAGGCCGUGGCCAUUGCUCGCGAGUCUCACGACAUGAACUGUCUGAAUUUCUGCAUGAGCUGGCUGUACCACUUUGGCAAGGCUUUUCCAGAGCAGAUGCGGGAGGUGCAGAAUAGCGGGAUGCUGGGCAACGAGAAGGAGGGUUUGGCGUUUCUCAAGGCCAAAGCGAAGGAGACGGACAUGUGGUCGCUUAUGAGCACCACGCUGUUGAGUGAGGCUAAACUCGAAAUGCAGCAGGGAGAGAGUUUGGCAACAAUUAUCGAAUCUUUUGUGCGAGCCUCCCAUGUCAAUGUGACAAAAGGUCUUGCCAAUCCCACCGGCGCGUAUAUGCUUCUUCAGGGAUCUAUGUAUGGCCGCAUCGGAGCUUCGCAUCUGGCCUGGUUGAAUACCGAAAUUUUCCGCGAGUGCUACUUGGACGGACAUCCUUACGAGGACUUUGUCAAAAUCACAUUCCGAAAUUGCCAAAUAUUGGUACAAAAGGGCAACUAUAAGGAAGCAUUCGCACGCAUGAACAAGAUCGAGCCAGAAAGGCUACGGGCCGUGAAAUACAACAAUGCCUGGACAUACUACUCUGGGCUGUUACAGCUGCGACGACAAAUCUGCCGUAAUGACAAGGUAGCCAUCGAACACAUCAUCUCCCAGCUCCAAGCAGUACAGCUCCUCGAUUUCGACAUGCGCCUGCUACUGGCCUUCCAAUCAAUCGAGUUCACCAUCCGACAAGGUGACUACGGCCGCGCACUGCGAAUGGUCGACCAAGCAGCACACUCAAUGCAGCCCGAGAACUUUGACGUACACUCACAAAUCAAAUUCCUGUGCCUGAAAGCACGCAUCCUCGAAAAAUCAGGCCAACCUCAGCGCGGCUUCUCGCUGGCCAUGCGUGCCGCCAGCAUCGCCCACCGCUCCAAAGUACUCUUGGAUCUCUGGGAAGCCAUCUGCACCCUGGCCGCCGUGCUGCUGAGCCUCCGAGAGUUCACCGCCACCACCGAGCUGGUCGAGAGCGUCAUGCCCCAGAUCCUCGAGUCCGAAGACUACUCCCUCGUCGCUCGCGCUUACUCACUCCUCGUCGACGCCAAUAUGGGUGUCGCUGGCGAGCUGUGGUCGCGUCAGGGCCGCGAUAGCACCCCCGCCCGCAAGGAGUAUGUCAACCGCGCCCUGGGCUAUAUUGACUCGGCGUAUGACCACUACGAGGAGAUUGAGGAUCUCCUGGGCCAGACUGAGAUGAUGGCUAAGAAGGCUACUGUCAUGCAUCUUACUGGUGACCCGGUCCUAGCUAAUGACUACGCCGCUAAGUAUCUGGAUCUGCGGAGGCGGAGGGGCGCGGAGGCAUGA